AUGCCGAACAUGAAGCAAUACCAUCUCCUCCCAACAGACCUCGUUCCAAAUUCACCACGACCGCUUCUGCACUAUAAAAAUGUACUAGCCAAACGUCGCGGUACCACGCAUUGCGACCCUGCCGAGGUCUGGGACAUGUUUACUAAGAAUGGAUGGGACGUCGAAUGGAUCUUUCGAUACCCCCAGACUCAAUUGUCCCACUUCCACUCAGAGGCACAUGAGUGCAUGGCAGUCCUUUCAGGAACCGCAACUAUUCGCUUCGGAGUAGGUGACACCUCAGACGAUCUCCAAGAAAACACCUACGGCUCGUCUUGGGAGAAUGGCGGUAUUGAGCUUCAAGCUGAAGCAGGAGAUGUCUUUGUCAUUCCAGCAGGGGUAGCUCACAAAACGUACAACACCAAACCCGAAGCAGAGUUCAAGCUCAUGUCACCCGGUGUUGGACACGGCAUCGAAGCUGAUGAUCCACGACAGGCUUUGUCAGAGAUUGAGUUGUCGGGCUAUACCAUGAUGGGAGCUUACAAUGGCGGAAAUUGGGAUUUUGUCAAGAGUGGUGGUGACUAUGGCAAGUCGUGGAGGGUUCGAAAGCCCAAGUGUGACCCUGUAUUUGGGGAGGUGGAUGGCCUUGUGAAGAGUUGGCCUGGGGACGACAAGGAUCCUGAUUUGGAAAUUGUUCAAGUAGAGAACAGGGAGCGUCAGAACAGGGGGUCCAAACUUUAG
Messenger RNA from Fusarium venenatum, 717 nucleotides. RefSeq lists its product as uncharacterized. Lineage: Eukaryota; Fungi; Ascomycota; Sordariomycetes; Hypocreales; Nectriaceae. The record is from RefSeq and is a predicted model, not a curated record.